Symbiodinium necroappetens is the source of this 1630-nucleotide messenger RNA. The record is from the annotation of a GenBank genome assembly. Lineage: Eukaryota; Dinophyceae; Suessiales; Symbiodiniaceae.
GCCAGAGGCUGGGCCCUUCAAAGCCGUACUCGAGGAGGUUCGUGUUGCGGAGCCCCUGCUACUGCCGUCGGCUCCUGCUGCUGCGGAAAGCCAAGAAGAGGUGCAGCCAGAGGCGCAGCCCGUCGUGCAGCCGCCGGCUGCUGCUGCUGUGCAGAGGCAGCUACAGGUGCGGCCGGAGGCAGACAGUGCCGACGUGGACGCUUCCGAGAAGCCGCAGGCGAAUUCCAUUGCCAAGAAGCGAAGUUUGUUAGAGUGCGUAGAAGACAUGAAGAAGGCACGCAAGCAGCUGAAGUGUGGCAAGGAGGCUGCAGCUUCUGCGACGAAGCCCACCGAGAGCACGGAUCUGAACGUUGCGCCGACUCGCCGCUGCCGCGAGAAGACGGGGCCUGCGGCAGCCAAGCCCAAGCCGGCGCCCGCCAAGCCGAAGGGUGUCCAGGCGGGUUGCCCUGAGGGCGGCAAAAAGAAGGAGAUUGCUGCUGCGCGCGGACAGGCAACGGUGACGAAGCAGCCAGAGGAUCCCGAUGUUCUGCCGGUGGAUCGGAUUUUGGUGGUCUAUGCAGCCACCAAGAGCUACCUUCUGGCAGUCACUGGCGGCAAGAAACGACUCCUGGUCUGCGUGGAGGAGAAGAUGAACAGGGACCAUGCUCGCUGGAUUGGCAAGCUGCACAAGCAAGGCUUGAAGCAGCAGCUCCCUCAGUUCCGCGACUUGAAGCAGUCCCUCCUCGAGGGCCGCGCGAAGUUCCUGCAGAAAGCAAAGGCACUACCGCACACUACGCCGCACUACGAGACGCAGACGCUGAGCACUGGCGCCGCUGAAGCUCCUCCGCCGGAAACCUUGGUGCUUGUGCACAAGGACUGUAGCAAGUGCCAGAAACGGUUUGCACAGGACGAGCUCUACAAGAAGAGUGCAAACCGGUACUUGUGUGGCAAUUGUAAUAAAUUGUCUACUUUCCUUUGUAGGUUGGAUUUGCCAGACAACUUCCGCCAGCUCAACAGCAACCAGCUGUGUGAGUUUUACAACAGCGUCUCCAAAAUGACGAGCGAGGACGGCAAACUCUGCCUGCACAAGGUCAGCACCCAAGUGCAGCUCGCGCUGGAGAUGUCGGUUGAGAACUCCUCCAGCUCCAGUCUGGGAGGGGAGUUCCUUCCGCUUUCCGUGCUGACGAUGCAGGGUUGGGACCCGGCCCUUGUUCAGAGCGCGGGCAUCCGCAGGGAUGACCCGAAGCUCGGAGUCGUUUACAAAAUGGAGGUGCUGUCGGAAAAAGUGGAAGAAAAGCAAGCAGUCAAAAGGAAAGAGGGCACCACAGUCAACCUUCGUGCCAAGAAGGCAAAGGGGGGACCGCAGGAGGAAGCGCCGCAGCUGGUCUCUUCCGACGAGGAAGAAGGCGGCCCGGAGAGCAAAGAGACCAGGAAAAACAAGAAAGCUGCGGAGAAGCUUAGGCUCAAGGCUGCCAGGAGGGACGCGGCCCUGGCUUCCAAGACCGUCUCGGCGUUGGCCCCGCUGCUCUUGCAGGUGAAGGACGAGGAAAAGAAGAAGAAGGCCGGGGACCUGGUCCAAGAGGCCACGGCGUUCUUGGAGAAGCGGGCGGGCAGGGACUCCUUAAGCUACGCCGCUGCUCACCUUGAGACG